This is a messenger RNA of Glycine soja, 2415 nucleotides long. RefSeq lists its product as uncharacterized. Bases 139 to 2109 code for a protein of 656 amino acids. The record is from RefSeq and is a predicted model, not a curated record. NCBI's taxonomy places the organism in Eukaryota, Viridiplantae, Streptophyta, Magnoliopsida, Fabales, Fabaceae. Gene Ontology annotation, molecular function: protein binding. The transcript has a single exon. Gene Ontology annotation, biological process: cell surface receptor signaling pathway.
AAUAAAUUCUCCUCACCCACCUCAGAGUCUGCGCCUCAUAAAGGCACUCUCGCAUCCAUCUUUGGUUAUUUAUUUAGGGUUAAAGAAAUAAACAAAAACAAACACAACCAAACCCAGAGCCCAUUCGAUUUGGAUCCGAUGGGUGAUAUAGUGAAACAAAUAUUGGCGAAGCCGAUCCAGCUGGCGGACCAAGUAACCAAAGCCGCCGACGAAGCCAGCUCCUUCAAGCAGGAAUGCGGCGAGCUGAAGGCGAAGACGGAGAAGCUGGCGGCGCUGCUGCGUCAGGCGGCUCGUGCGAGUUCCGAUCUCUACGAGCGUCCCACGCGCCGCAUCAUCGACGAAACAGAACACGUCCUCGACAAGGCCCUCGCCUUGGCCCUCAAGUGCCGCGGCAACGCCCUCAUGAAGCGCGUCUUCACCCUCAACCCCGGCGCCGCGUUCCGCAAGGUCUCCUUGCUCCUCGAGAACUCCAUCGGCGACGUCUCCUGGCUCCUCCGGGUCUCCGCCGGAGACGGCGGCGGAGACUACAUCGGCGGGCUCCCUCCGAUAGCGACGAACGAGCCGAUCCUCUGCUUCAUCUGGGAGCAGAUCGCCGUCCUCCACACGGGUACCUUGGAGGACCGCUCCGACGCCGCCGCGCAGCUGGUCUCCCUGGCCAGCAACAGCGACCGCUACGGGAAGCUCAUAAUCGAAGAAGGCGGGGUGGGCCCACUCCUGAAGCUUCUGAAGGAAGGAAAAGCCGAAGGGCAGGAACACGCGGCACGUGCCAUCGGGCUUCUGGGGCGUGAUCCCGAGAGCGUUGAUAACAUGAUUCACGUGGGCGCGUGUUCCGUGUUCGCGAAGAUCCUGAAAGAAAGUCCUAUGAAAGUGCAAGCUGUCGUGGCCUGGGCUGUGUCGGAACUCGCUGCCAAUUACCCUAAGUGUCAGGACCUUUUCGCCCAGCACAACAUCAUAAGGUUACUCGUCGGUCACCUUGCUUUCGAAACCGUCGAGGAACACAGUAAGUACACUAUUGUCAGCACCAAACCCACUUCCAUCCACGCCGUCGUCAUCGCCAACAACAACGUCAAGAAGGAAGAUCAUUUUCACGACAAUGAAAAGAAAGCACGAAUGCCUCAUCCCUUGGGUGAUAAUAGACCACGAAAUCUACAUAGAGUAAUCACAAGUACAAUCGCAAUGCACGCUGCCACCAAGCAAGGAAACGAACCAAAUCAUAAUCAUCAGACCAAUGGCAAUGGAGUUGAUAAUGAUGCCAAGCAAGGGAAUCAGAAUCACCAGCGAAACUAUUCACAUUCGGGGAUAAACAUGAAAGGAAGGGAUCAUGAGGAUCCUCAGACUAAGGCUAACAUGAAGGAAAUGGCAGCGAGAGCUCUCUGGCAUUUAGCCAAAGGUAACUCGCCAAUUUGUCGUAGCAUUACUGAAUCAAGAGCCCUGUUGUGUUUUUCUGUUCUUCUUGAAAAAGGAACAGAGGCUGUGCAGUACAAUUCAGCUAUGGCGGUGAUGGAGAUUACAUCAGUGGCAGAGAAAGAUGCCGAAUUAAGAAAAUCCGCGUUCAAACCCAACUCUCCUGCUUGUAAAGCCGUUGUUGAUCAAGUUGUUAAGAUAAUUGAAAAAGCGGAUUCGGAUCUUUUGAUUCCGUGCAUCAAGACGAUUGGGAAUCUGGCGAGGACCUUCAAGGCGACGGAGACGAGGAUGAUAGGGCCAUUGGUGAAGCUUCUCGACGAAAGGGAAGCGGAGGUGUCAAGGGAAGCAUCUAUUGCGCUAACGAAAUUCGCGUGCACGGAGAACUACCUUCACGUGGAUCAUUCCAAGGCCAUUAUAAGUGCCGGUGGAGCGAAGCACUUGAUUCAGCUAGUGUAUUUUGGAGAAGAGAUGGUUAAGAUUCCUGCGCUGGUUUUGCUCUCAUACACUGCAAUGCACGUGCCGGAUAGCGAGGAACUUGCUCAGGCUGAGGUGCUGGGAGUCAUUGAUUGGGCAUCCAAGCAAUCUUCCAUUGCCAACGACCCAGCAAUCGAGGCGUUGUUGUUGGAGUCCAAGAGCAGGUUGGAGCUUUACCAGUCUAGAGGUCCAAGAGGAUUCCAUAAAUUGCAUUUGCAUUUGCAUCAAUAGGAAGGAAACAAGAAUGGUACAUUGUUCUUGUCAUCAUUGUAAUUUGUAAAGGUUUUUUUUUUUUUUUUGAGUUAUUAUUCAUUUUUGUUCUAUACAAUCGAUUGAACUUGUUCAAUUCUCCAGAUGCGUUUUCAACUUGUAGAUAAUUGUUUUUCCCUCAUCCAUUUGUUCCACCUCUCCUUUCUCUCCCUCUGUUACUCUAUACUCUGCAAAGGUCAAUGUCAGGUUGAAUUGUAAGCCGAACAGACCCUGUAUGGUUGUAAGGUAUAACACCGGAGAAAUAUUAGGUUAUUAGGUGGUCCUAAA